AUGUAUUCAUUUCUUUCCACGACUAGCAAUCGUGAUCUGGCACUCUUUUACUUAGGCGAUCUAGCAGCAUCCGACAACUUACAAAAAGUUCUAUUUGAGAUUGAUGCCGACCCUCGAUUAGACAGUAUCAUGCCAUUUGCCAAUAUCACUGCUCAAAGUCACUUUCCAGAUGAAGAAGAAAUUCUCAUGAUGCUCGGGAGUAUCUUUCGUCUUGAGUCUAUUCGGCAGCAAAGAGAAAAACACGGUCAAGUAGUGCAUAUCAUUCGAAUGACAUUGUGCAGUGAUAAUCAUCACAAUGCAAAACUUGUCUAUGAAACGAUGAAAAGUGAACUUGGUGUCGACGACAAUGGAAAAACAAGUCUCCUUCAGUUUGGAGAUGCACUGAUUGAGAUGGGAAAGUUUAAUGAGGCAAGCAAAUAUUUUCGUCGUCUGCUCCACGAACUUCCGGAUAAUCAUCCAGACAUUGCUCGUUGCUAUCAUUGCGUUGGAAAAGUAGCUACUGGCAAAGGAGAAUAUGAAACGGCUCUUGAAUGGCUUCAUAAAGCGCUCGAAAUCCGAAUACAAACGCUACCAUCGAAUCACAAGGAAAUCGGAGAUAGCCAUAAUAGUAUCGGCAUUUUAUUUGGAAGCAAGGGUGAAUACAGCUCGGCGCUCGAUUGUUUUGGCAAAGCUUUGGCUAUUUGGCAACAAACGAGUGACAAGAAUCAUCAACGAGUAGCCUGGUGCUUCAACAAUAUGGGCAUUAUCUAUCAAGAGGAAAAGAAGUAUAUCGAAUCACUCGAAUGCCAGGAAAAAUCACUUAGUAUCAAAGAAAAAAAUCUUCCUGACGAUCAUCCGGACAUAGCAACAUCACUCCUUAACAUUGGCGAUGUUUAUCGUUCUGUUAAUCGACAUGACGCGGCGAUAGAAUAUUACGAGCGAGCACUUAGCAUUUUUCAAAAGUCUCUACCUGACCACCAUUAUCACAUUGGACACACACUGUGUAGCAUCGGUCUCCUGUAUGAGAAAACAUUAGAACUUCAAAAGUCUUUGUUUUACUUGCAGAAGUCAAGUCAUGUUUAUCAGCAAAUAUUGCCUGUGGCUCACCGUGAUCGAGUCAAAAUUGAGCAAGGUAUCUCACGAAUAACAGAAAAAAUGAAGUCUCCUCUUAUGACAUCUCAGUGA
Molecule: messenger RNA, 1164 nt
Organism: Didymodactylos carnosus
Lineage: Eukaryota; Metazoa; Rotifera; Eurotatoria; Philodinida; Philodinidae
Source: the annotation of a GenBank genome assembly